UGGUGCUGGGGAGCCUGCAGUGGGUGAUGCAGUGGGAGCUGCCUGGUGGCUGCCUGGGGGCUGCCGUGGGAACGCCUGGCUCUCUGAGCAGAAAGUGACUGCAACUAACUCAGGGUUGGGACUACUUCUCGGAGGAUGCCCUGUGUGUCUCCAGUCGCUCCUCUCUGGCCUCGCUGCAGAAUAUCUGGAGUUGCUUGCCCCCGGGGGGGCACAGAGGCAUAGGCCUCCAGAGGGUUAAGAGCAUCUGUCUUUCGCCGAGUGUUGGAGCAGGAAAUAAUCUGCAGGGAUACAUGUGCAGCAAUUCAACUGCUGCUGCUCUGCCAGGCUGCCACUGCUGCAGUUGGUGUGUGAGAGAAGCUGCCGCUCACAGAAGAUGCUUUCUUGGUGUGUCCGAAGCACCAGGCAUGGCAGCAGAGCACCGGCUGCCUGAGCUGGGUUAAAUGUCUCCAUCCAACAGGAAUUAUAUUGACCUGCUGGCUCUGUCAGCUCACUGAGAUUUGCCCAGCUUUGGUGGCCCCGUGGAUCAGAAGCUGAGCAGAGGAAGGUCUCCCUGGCAUUUUUGAGUCUCCUCCCUGUGAGCAGUUCAGCUUGGUGCCACCCACAAGUGCAGAGUGCUUCAAAAAGAGCCCAUCACAGGCAAUGCCAGCAAGACCCUGAGUCACAGACGGACCAAACAUUCCCAGCCCAUCGCCGUGCGCUGCCCUCAAAUCCUCUUGGGAGCAGCUACCACAGGGGCUGAACUUUCCUGUUUCCUACUCUGCUGCUCAGGACCUUUUCCCAAAGGCUGAUGGAAACCUUCAUCUAGGUGGCACUGUGUGGGAGUGAGACACUUGCCCAGCUCCCUGGCAGCCUCACCCUGCUUCGGUCCCUGCCAGCAGCGCUGUGUCACCACGCACCAGAUGUGCAGGCGGCUGCAAAGAGCUUCCCUCCUUGAGCACAGGUGCUCUCUUCCAAGCAAAAAAAUGGUGGGCCUGGAAACCAGCUGGAGAUUGAAAAGUCUCCUUUCCCUCGAGGUUGCUGGUCAGUGCUCAACUUCCACCACACCCAUGGAAACUAGAAGAGCUCCAUGAUAACUUCUGUAAGGUUUGUUUCACUAUGGAAGACCAAAUGAUUUUCUGGCUCAGGUGUUGUGAAGUUCGGCUUCUGCCUUGGACCUGCACUUUGGAAAAGGGAUCAACUCUGAGGCACGGUUGAGAGACAGCAAAACCAGUCCCAGAUGAUGAGCACUUUAAGUAGCACUGGAAUAUUACUCAGCUUAACAACAGUGUCUGUUACGCUGGAUUUUAGUUUGCAUGGUGGUCUGAUGGCUUGGUCCUUAAGCAGCAAUUUGACUCUGAAUCAGAGCUGGCCUACGUCUGAUCCUCUCAAUGCCUCUGAGAAGGGUGAAGUCUCUCGGAUGUCCGUGAGGGAAAAGAACUGGCCUGCCCUCCUGAUCUUGGUUGUCAUUCUGCUGACCAUUGGGGGAAAUAUAUUGGUAAUUAUGGCUGUGUCCUUGGAGAAGAAGUUGCAGAAUGCCACUAACUUCUUCCUGAUGUCCCUGGCAGUGGCAGACAUGCUGGUGGGUAUCCUGGUCAUGCCCGUGUCGCUCAUUACAGUCCUGUACGAUUAUGCUUGGCCUUUGCCUAAACAGUUGUGCCCCAUAUGGAUUUCCCUAGAUGUGCUCUUUUCAACUGCAUCUAUUAUGCACCUCUGUGCCAUCUCUCUUGAUCGGUACGUAGCAAUACGCAAUCCCAUUGAGCACAGCCGCUUCAAUUCCCGCACCAAGGCCAUUAUGAAAAUUGCUGCAGUUUGGACCAUAUCCAUAGGGAUAUCCAUGCCCAUUCCAGUCAUUGGUUUGCAGGAUGACUCCAGGGUGUUUGUGAAUGGGACCUGUGUCCUCAACGAUGAGAAUUUUGUCCUCAUUGGAUCCUUCAUGGCAUUCUUCAUCCCUCUCAUCAUCAUGGUGAUCACAUACUGCCUGACUGUCCAGGUGCUGCAGAGACAGGCGACUGUGUUCAUGUGUGGAGAGGUGCCCAAGCAGAGGAGGAGCAGCGUAAACUGCCUCAAGAAGGAAAACAACACAGAGAACAUUUCAAUGCUUCACAAUCACGAGGGGGCAUCUCACUUGAACUCUCCUGUAAACAAGGAGGCAGUGCUUUUCCGGAAGGGAACUAUGCAGUCCAUCAACAACGAGCGAAGAGCCUCCAAGGUCCUGGGCAUCGUCUUCUUUUUGUUCCUCAUCAUGUGGUGCCCGUUUUUCAUCACUAACGUCAUGUCUGUCCUUUGCAAGGAAGCCUGUGACAAAGACCUCUUGAGUGAACUCCUGGAUGUGUUUGUUUGGGUGGGGUACGUUUGCUCUGGGAUUAACCCCCUGGUCUACACACUCUUCAAUAAAACGUACCGCAGGGCUUUUUCCAAUUACAUCCGUUGCCAGUACAAGACCAGUAAAAAAUCAGCCCUGCGGCAGAAUCAGUGUCUGAAUGUUGCUUCAACAGCUUUAUAUGGGAAAGAUCUGACUUUAACUAGUUACCGAAAUGGCAAUGAGUUCAAUAGCAUGGAACUCGAUGAAGCUGAGGAGGGCCUGGAAAUGCAACCGGGGACUUCAGAGCUCUCCAUCAACAGCUGUAACGUUGUAAGCGAAAGAGUGAGCUGUGUGUAAAGGUGUCUCACACAGCCUUUUGCUACUGUGUGUCUGUAGCCAAAAUAUAGUGUGUAAAAAUGUGUUUGGUCCAAGGACAAUGUAAAUAUUGCAUUCUGAACAAAGCUUUUUUUUUUUUUUUUAAGGAAAAAAAGAAAAGAAAGAAAAAAAAGAGUUGUCUUUCCAGUCCAGUACUUAAAAUAUAUAUUAAUAUACUGCAGUGAAGUUUAAGGUUCUAUAUUUACUGUUAAUACUAGAUCAGAACUAUUAGUUACUUUGCAUAUGUCAUGGACAAAAAUGUUUGAAUUCUUCUUCCAGUGCAUGAGCAAAAAUUCUGAAUAUUUAUCUCAGGUGGCAUUUGCUGGAGUCCAGAAUGGCACGUUAAUAGUUAUAUAUCAAAUACAUGCUAUUAGACUUGGUCAGUAUAACUUUUUAUUUUUCAAGUUGACAGUAAAUAUGUACUUUA
This is a messenger RNA of Apus apus (common swift), 3083 nucleotides long. RefSeq names its product 5-hydroxytryptamine receptor 2C (gene HTR2C). Lineage: Eukaryota; Metazoa; Chordata; Aves; Apodiformes; Apodidae. Gene Ontology annotation, cellular component: dendrite; plasma membrane. The record is from RefSeq and is a predicted model, not a curated record. Gene Ontology annotation, molecular function: neurotransmitter receptor activity; G protein-coupled serotonin receptor activity. The coding region runs from base 1217 to 2638 and encodes 473 amino acids. Gene Ontology annotation, biological process: feeding behavior; G protein-coupled receptor signaling pathway, coupled to cyclic nucleotide second messenger; locomotory behavior. The transcript is spliced from 6 exons.